GGGAGGUGAUGGCGAAAUUACUACAGCAGGUGGCAACUACAUUUUGGGGAGAAAAUUUCUGGGAGUUACUAACCUGACUGGAGUUGGAAACCACCAGCACCAGUACAAGAAUGGAAGAACCACAAAAACCACGGACGGAUUUGUUUUUCAACGACCAGCUCGACAUCAAUUUCAAUUAGGAAAUGAUCAGGAACUUAUCGGUAGAAGAACGGUCCAGAACAGCACCACUGCAUCUUCGCAACUCAGCUCGCCACUACCACAGCAAGGACGAACCAGAACCACUGGCGGACCACUACCGGAGAGUUAUUUUGA
Molecule: messenger RNA, 312 nt
Organism: Amoebophrya sp. A120
Lineage: Eukaryota; Dinophyceae; Syndiniales; Amoebophryaceae
Source: the annotation of a GenBank genome assembly